Durio zibethinus is the source of this 1169-nucleotide messenger RNA. RefSeq names its product agamous-like MADS-box protein AP1. Gene Ontology annotation, biological process: positive regulation of transcription by RNA polymerase II. Gene Ontology annotation, cellular component: nucleus. The record is from RefSeq and is a predicted model, not a curated record. NCBI's taxonomy places the organism in Eukaryota, Viridiplantae, Streptophyta, Magnoliopsida, Malvales, Malvaceae. Gene Ontology annotation, molecular function: RNA polymerase II transcription regulatory region sequence-specific DNA binding; DNA-binding transcription factor activity; protein dimerization activity.
AACGCUUUUAUCGAAACCAUCCUUGUUUUCUAAUACCACCCAUCUUUCCAUCUAGUCUGCGUUUCUUCUUCUAACGUAGUUUUCAUCUUUUCUAGAUACGAUAUCUUUACUUAAUCUGCCUCUAUAUAUAUAUUUAUGUUAAUAUGUGUGUGUUUUCAAGAGCUAAUAAGGAAUCUUUCUUUUUUUUUUUUUUCUGACGAAAGAUACCCAGAGAAAGUGAGCAAGAGAGAGAGAGAGAGCAAUCCGUUCCUUUUCUGUCUGAACCCAGUGUCAGUUUCUUGCUUCUGUGAUAAUAGAAGGGAAGGAAAGAAGGGUAUCAUCAGCAUGGGGAGGGGUAGGGUUCAGCUGAAGAGAAUAGAGAACAAGAUCAACAGGCAAGUGACUUUUUCAAAGAGAAGGUCAGGUUUGUUGAAGAAAGCCCAUGAGAUCUCUGUCCUUUGUGAUGCUGAGGUUGCUCUCAUUGUCUUCUCAACCAGAGGCCAUCUCUUUGAAUACUCAACAGAUUCCAGCAUGGAGAUGAUCCUUGAACGGUAUGAAAGAUAUUCUUAUACAGAAAGGCAACUUGCUGCAAAUGAAAUUGAACAAAAUGGAAGCUGGACGCUGGAACAUGCUAAACUUAAAGCCAGAAUGGAGGUUUUACAAAGAAACCAAAGGCAUUAUAUGGGAGAAGAUCUUGAGAAAUUGAGUCUGAGAGAGCUUCAAAAUUUGGAGCAACAACUUGAUUCUGCCCUUAAACACGUAAGGUCAAAAAAGAAUCAGCUCAUGUUUGAGUCAAUUUCUGAGCUUCAGAAGAAGGAUAAAGCAUUGCAAGAGCAGAACAACAUGCUUGCAAAGAAGGUGAAGGAAAAGGAGAAGGCAGUUGCUCAGCAGAGACAAUUGGAGGAGCAAAAUAACUGCCAUGACCCGUCCUCAAUGCUUCUGCCACAGCCAAUGCAGUCCUUGAACACCAGUGGCAACUAUGAAGCAAGGAGCAGUGGAAGAGAGGAGGAAGGUGAUCCAGGACAAGAUCCCGUCGCCGAUGCGCUGUUGCCACUUUGGAUGAUCACCACGUUGAAUAACUAAAACCAACUCCUUUCUUUAGUAUAUUGUGUAAUUUUGAUGCAUAUAUAUAUAUGCCACCCAACUUGAUACGUGCGACUUGUAUCUAUACAGACCUGUGAUGUAAUUAA